Molecule: messenger RNA, 2058 nt
Organism: Hippocampus zosterae (dwarf seahorse)
Lineage: Eukaryota; Metazoa; Chordata; Actinopteri; Syngnathiformes; Syngnathidae
Gene: otx2b
Product: orthodenticle homeobox 2b
Exons: 4
Coding region: 400-1275 (291 amino acids)
Biological process (GO): regulation of transcription by RNA polymerase II; multicellular organism development
Cellular component (GO): nucleus
Molecular function (GO): RNA polymerase II cis-regulatory region sequence-specific DNA binding; DNA-binding transcription factor activity, RNA polymerase II-specific
Source: RefSeq, a predicted model, not a curated record
AACACACCAACAAAUCCUAUGCUGCCUCCUCCUCCUCUUCCUCCUCCUCCAUCAUCCUCAUCCUCAUCAUCAUCAUCGUCAUCAUCAUUUCGCUGCUGCAGCACUGCUUCAAAACCCAGCGCAGACGCUCCACGUUGAAGUUUGUGUUCUGAAACUGUGGAUUCUGCUUCUUUUUUUCCACCUUGUGGCAUCUUUUUCGAUAUUGACGCCGGACGCAGUUGCCCUCACUUGACUUUCCGCACUCGUUCAAGACACACAAAAGACGUUUGCAAUCUCCAGGACCAAGGUGUCAACAGAGAGCAGCGCGUGAGCACUGGACGACAGGACAGCAGGUGCACAUCAGGAGCUCCAUCCAUUUCCAACAUUUUCUCCAACUUCAGCCACCAGACGAACAUUAGCAUGAUGUCGUAUCUAAAGCAACCACCUUACACAGUCAAUGGGCUCAGCUUAACCACUUCCGGAAUGGACCUCUUGCAUCCAUCCGUGGGCUAUCCAGCGACGCCAAGGAAGCAGAGAAGAGAGAGGACUACUUUUACGCGCGCGCAGCUCGACGUCUUGGAGGCGUUGUUCGCUAAAACGAGGUAUCCGGACAUAUUCAUGCGCGAAGAAGUGGCUCUCAAAAUCAAUCUACCUGAGUCGCGUGUACAGGUGUGGUUCAAGAACCGGCGAGCCAAGUGUCGCCAGCAGCAACAGCAGCAGCAGAACGGGGGGCAGAACAAGGCGCGGCCGACCAAGAAGAAAAGCUCCCCGAGCCGAGAAGUGAGCUCCGAGAGCGGCGCCAGCGGCCAGUUCACUCCCCCCAGCAGCACCGCCACGGCCAUCCCGGCCAUCUCCAGCAGCACGGCGCCGGUGUCCAUCUGGAGCCCGGCCUCCAUUUCCCCGCUCUCGGACCCGCUGUCGACGUCGUCGUCGUGCAUGCAGAGAUCGUACCCCAUGACGUACACGCAGGCCUCGGGCUACGGCCAGGGCUACGCCGGCUCCACGUCCUACUUCGGCGGCAUGGACUGCGGCUCUUACCUCACCCCCAUGCAUCACCAGCUGUCCGGCCCCGGCUCGACCCUGAGCCCGAUGAGCACAAAUGCGGUGGCGGGCCACCUCAACCAGUCCCCGGCGUCGCUGUCCACGCAAGGCUACGGCACGUCCGGUCUGGGCUUCAACUCCACGGCGGACUGCCUGGAUUAUAAGGACCAAGCGGCGUCGUGGAAGCUGAACUUCAAUGCCGAUUGCUUGGAUUAUAAGGAUCAGACCUCCUCGUGGAAAUUCCAGGUCCUGUGAACACUCCGUCACGGACACUGUGCGGGCCCUUGUUAAAACGGCUCUCUGGGAGGGGGGCCGCCUCCAACAUUUUGGACGUAUAACCCUCUCUUAGAGGAGAGGUCUAAUUUAUUUUAGCACUGGCAAAGAGAUUUUCUUUACUUCUACCCCUUCACCUGUAGCCCCCAAUGUCCCUCAUCCAUGUCUAUCAGUGCGCCCUCCACUCGUGCACCUGUUGAGGACAAGUUCACCACAUUUACACACGCAAGGCCACGGAACGAGAACCCCGGACUCAGAACCUACUUCUUUGUUCCGAUGAGGAUGCUGCGUGGACAUGGAUGCACUACUUUAUUUAAGAAAAAAAAGUGUUUAUAAAGAAUCAAUACGUAGUUUCUAAGAGACAAUCAAUGUGUGUCUUAUAUAAAUGGUACAUGUGUUUUUUUUAUUUUUAUUAUUUUUAUUUUUAUCUGUGCUAUAGCCUUCGAAACUGUGAUCUGUUGUAUUGUAUGCAAUUUGUGAGCCCCUCCUCGCAUCACACUCUCUUCGAACCUCUUUUAUUUUUUCUGGAGGGAGAGCGCAGAAGCUAAUGAUUAAAUGAGACUUUCCGAGUGGUAGUAAUAUUAUGAAAGGUUGGACACACAUUGUCACGCGGACACACAUUGUCACGCACCCACACACGCACGCAAAGGCUCCUCUCCACUGGAUAUCAACACGAUUCUGGGUCCGGUACCGGCUCCAAAGAUGCUGAGGCCUCCCCGCCGAAAAGACGUGAAAAAGAAGAAUAAAAAGCAGACGGUCCCUUGA